This is a messenger RNA of Cryptococcus wingfieldii CBS 7118, 693 nucleotides long. RefSeq lists its product as hypothetical. The coding region runs from base 1 to 693 and encodes 230 amino acids. The transcript has 5 exons. The record is from RefSeq and is a predicted model, not a curated record. Lineage: Eukaryota; Fungi; Basidiomycota; Tremellomycetes; Tremellales; Cryptococcaceae.
AUGCACUCCCGCCCCUCCGUCCUCCCAGGUGCAUACUACUACUUCUUCUGGCUUAUCGAGCCCCUCCUCACAGUCGCCGGCGGUGUCUCUGCAAUUUACGACCCUGUUGCGUUUGCCAAAGACAGUUUGCCUCUGAAUAUUGAGAGGGCUAGUGCGUUGGUUGGGAAGAGUGUUAGGGGGCAGCUUGUGACUACGCAGCUUGGGUCUUGCUUCUUGCUUUUGGCGAUGAUUUCGUUCUCGCUCUUCUGGGUAAUCAAGAAGAACUUCAAGGACCAGCCUGCUGUUCAAGAAAAGCUUGUCAAGGCGUUGCUUAUCCCUCUUGCCAUCGCUGAUCUCGUCCACAUUGGUCUUACUCUCCUCGCCCUCCCCGUAUCACAUCUCCAGGACCCCUCCGCCUGGACUUAUGUUCUCAAAGGAAACGUCUGGAUCACCUCCGUCCUCUUCCUCGUCCGCUCUGCCUGGCUCCUCGGUAUUGCCCGCCCCACCGCCUCCUCCAUCAAAGACUUUGCCCUAUCACCCCACCAACAAGCCCGCCUUCCGCUCCCGAAGACCGUUUCUGAAUACGCCGUUGAGCAAGUCGUGGAGAUUGACAGCAAGCCGUCAGAGAGGGAAGCUAUUCCUAAGGCUGUGGAGACGCCUACUCCUGCUAAGAGGAGGACGCCCAGGUCGAAGAAGAUUGUUCAGGAUGAUUAG